Vombatus ursinus (common wombat) is the source of this 1163-nucleotide messenger RNA. RefSeq names its product transmembrane protein 11 (gene TMEM11). The transcript has 2 exons. The record is from RefSeq and is a predicted model, not a curated record. Gene Ontology annotation, biological process: inner mitochondrial membrane organization. NCBI's taxonomy places the organism in Eukaryota, Metazoa, Chordata, Mammalia, Diprotodontia, Vombatidae. Gene Ontology annotation, cellular component: mitochondrial inner membrane. The coding region runs from base 39 to 767 and encodes 242 amino acids.
AGUUGUCUUGCGAGCAGCCUGCUUGGCGAGGUGGCGCGAUGCACUCUGGAUGUUGUAGUUCCCAUUUGAUUCAGGCUUCUGCUCCUCGGGCUACCCCGGUGCCGAGGGCCGGACUACAUUUCCCUUCAGUCCUCCCGAUUCCCCUCGGCCGCCUUGGCGGAGACAUUUGCGAACGGAGUGUCUCCAAGAUGGCUGCUUGGGGAAGGAGGCGCCUUGGCCCGGGCAGCAGUGGCGGCAGUGCCCGAGAGAGGGUAACUUUGUCUGCCACAGAGUGUUACAUCGUUCACGAAAUCUACAAUGGAGAGAACGCCCAAGACCAGUUUGAGUAUGAGUUGGAGCAGGCUCUGGAGGCACAGUACAAGUACAUAGUUAUAGAGCCCACCCGGAUUGGUGAUGAGACUGCCCGAUGGAUCACUGUUGGGAACUGCCUGCACAAGACAGCCGUGCUGGCAGGCAGUGCCUGCCUCUUCACCCCACUGGCACUUCCCUUAGAUUAUUCCCAUUAUAUCUCCCUGCCUGCCGGCGUGCUGAGCAUGGCCUGUUGCACCCUCUAUGGAAUCUCCUGGCAGUUUGACCCCUGCUGCAAAUAUCAAGUGGAGUAUGAUGCCUAUAAACUUUCCCGACUGCCUCUGCAUACGCUCACUUCCUCCACUCCUGUGGUGCUGGUGAGGAAGGAUGACCUGCACAGAAAGAGACUGCAUAAUACAAUAGCACUCGCUGCCCUGGUGUACUGUGUAAAGAAGAUUUACGAGCUUUAUGCUGUAUGAUUUCAGUAGAAAAGGGAGAGAGAGAGAAAAACACCCACAAAAGACAACAAUGUAUUAAGAUUUCCACAGUAACAUUUUUUUUCCUCUGAAAUGCAAUGGAGACUGGGAAGGUGUUUGGUUUAAUAUUUGUUAUUUUUCAGAGUAAGACAAAUCACUGCUACACCAAGGGAUUUUUUUUCAGCUCAUUACACUAAGAUGUGGAUCUGCAGUGACUCAAGACAUGUUCUAGGCUGUGGAAGUCUGAUUGAGCAGUGGAAUGUUGAUGGAAGCAAACUAUGUGAAGGGGGGUGUGAAAUGCUUUUUUGGGGGAGGGGGGAACCUUUCAAGUAUAUUGUUUAACUGUACCAUCCAGAGCCAGCCAGAAGCUAUUGACCAUUAAAAUAAUGAGCAUUUCAA